CGCGCAUGCGCAGGCGGCGGCGCCGCCGCCGCUGCUGCCGGGUGCGGGAGGGAGGAUGGCGGCGGGCGGCAGCGGCGGCGGCCCCGCGGCGGGAGCGGGUCCCGGCGGCGGCCCCGGGGCCAGGAAGGGAAGCGCUGCCCGGGAUGCGGAAGCCGAGGUUUGGUGCCGACGGGUGAGGGAGUUGGUGAGCUCCUCCCCCGCCAACCGGCUCUGCUUUGAGUGCGGCCAGCGCGGCGUCACCUACGUGGACAUCACCGUGGGCAGCCUCGUCUGCACCGGCUGCUCCGGGGCGCUGCGGGGCUUGAACCCCCCUCACCGCGUCAAGUCCAUUUCCAUGACGACCUUCACCGAAGCCGAGGUGCUUUUCCUGCAGGCCCACGGCAACGAGGCCUGCCGGCGCGUGUGGCUCGGCACCUUCGACGCCCGAACCUCGCUGCUCCCCGAUUCCCACGACCCCCAGAAAGUGAAGGAGUUUUUGCAGGAGAAAUAUGAGAAAAAACGAUGGUACGUGGCGCCGGAGCAAGUAAAGCCCCCCCAAAGCGCCGCGGCGGAGCCGGCGCCCACCCAGCCGCUCCUGGGGGACGCGGGGACGCUGCUGCAGCCCCGCCCAGCCCCCCACCGCCCACCCCAGCCCGCCCGGAAAACCAGCACCGACCUAUUGGCCGAUAUCGGGGGGGAUCCCUUCGCUGCCCCCCAACCUGCGCCCGCCUUCGCCGCCUUCCCGGGCUUCCCCGGCCCGGCCCCACCCCGCGCUGCCUUCCCCAAUUUCGAUGCCUUUGGAGCCCGCCCGGGAGCACCCGCGUUUGGGGAGGCUGCGCCCCCCUUCCACACCCCGCCCGCACCCGCAGGGGGUGCUGCUGCAUGGGGCGGGGCCAGCACUGUACCGCCCUCAGGGGGCGGAGCCUCUGCCAGCCUCUUCGGGACCCUGCAGCCCCCCCAGGCGCUGCCCCCGCCGCCCUAUGGGGGCUACACCAACCCCUUCGUGGCCCCCAGUGCCCCCCAACCCUCCACCAACCCCUUCCAGAGCAACGGCCCCGCUGCCGGUGCCGGUUUUGCUGCCCCCCCAGGUCCUGGGGGGUUCCCCAGCCCCUUCCAGGCUGAUGGUUCACCCUUCGGUGGAUUCAGCAUUGCCAAAGCCUCAACCAACCCUUUCGUGACGCCCCCGGCCCCGACGGCCCCCUUCGGCAUCAAGCACCCGACCACCAACCCCUUCCUAUAGCCGCCGCCGCCGCCUGGGGGCGGGGGGGAACGGGGACAGACACACGGACGGACGGACCCCAGCCCCCCCAGCCCCCAGCCCGGAUUGCAGAGGGGACCCAGGCGUCCGGGUGCCUGCCCCUCCCCCCGCCCAGAACCAGGUUUUAUUUUUUUGAGAGAUAUAUCACAAUAUCUAAUAUAUAUUCUAUACAAACUGC
Messenger RNA from Phalacrocorax carbo (great cormorant), 1415 nucleotides. Lineage: Eukaryota; Metazoa; Chordata; Aves; Suliformes; Phalacrocoracidae. The record is from RefSeq and is a predicted model, not a curated record.